Messenger RNA from Arabidopsis thaliana (thale cress), 729 nucleotides. RefSeq names its product plant/protein. The transcript has 2 exons. The record is from RefSeq and is marked reviewed. Bases 55 to 612 code for a protein of 185 amino acids. NCBI's taxonomy places the organism in Eukaryota, Viridiplantae, Streptophyta, Magnoliopsida, Brassicales, Brassicaceae.
GAGCCUUUUGUGAUAAUCAGUGAAGUGAAGUGUAGAUAGACCACGAGACGAAGAAUGAGUUCGUGGGUUUGCUCUUCCGUAACUCGAAACGUCGUAAAGUCACAUCCUUUAUCAUUAACCAAACACCUUGAUUUCCCGGCGACGAUUCGGAGAAGAUCAGUCAGCUUUCCGGCGACGAUUCGGAGAAGAUCAGUCAGCUUUCCGAUAACAUCUGCGCCGAAAUUUCCGUCUUUGAAACUCCAAAAGUCUCAAUCGUCGAUCCAUGAAGGAGAAGAAGACUCAGAAUCAGCCGUACAAGCCCUCACGAUUCCAGAAGAGUGGUUGCUCCCUUCUAGAGCCAUUGAGGAAUCUGAAUGGUUGAGAGUAACUUUGCACAAAUGGUUGGAUGAUGAGUAUUGCCCUGAGCCAACCAAUGUGGAGAUCAGUGAAGUAGCUGCAAAGUCUUACUAUAGUUCACUGCUAGAGAAAGAAAGUGACAUGGGAGAGAUUUUGUUGAAGAUGGCUCAAGAUUUAACUUCCAUUUCAUACCAAGAAAGCUUCCAUGGAGCUUUCACAUCCGCUAAUGCAGCUAUAAAUUUGAUUGUUGACAGAAUAGAAACCGGCCUAGUCUAGUCUAGUCUAGUGCAGUCUAGUUCACUUGAAGUUUCAAGAACAGUUUUCUUUGUAUAUUAUGAGUUUUGUUACUUCACUUGGUCAGGUGCAGGGAAAUCUAACGUCUUUACAGUUGUG